Cryptotermes secundus is the source of this 1464-nucleotide messenger RNA. RefSeq names its product F-box/LRR-repeat protein 3-like. The transcript has a single exon. The record is from RefSeq and is a predicted model, not a curated record. NCBI's taxonomy places the organism in Eukaryota, Metazoa, Arthropoda, Insecta, Blattodea, Kalotermitidae. The coding region runs from base 1 to 1464 and encodes 487 amino acids. Gene Ontology annotation, molecular function: protein binding. Gene Ontology annotation, cellular component: SCF ubiquitin ligase complex. Gene Ontology annotation, biological process: SCF-dependent proteasomal ubiquitin-dependent protein catabolic process.
AUGGCUUCUGGGAAACAUUUUACAGAUUUACCAGAUGAGCUGUUGCUGAUAAUUUUCUCAAACUUGAGUAUUGAAGACCUUGCAAUGUCUGUACAACAUGUUAAUUCACACUGGAAGAAUGUCUCACAAGAUGAUUCACUAUGGGAAUACCAAACCUUUAGUCCUGGGUGCAAGAUGAGCGAUGAGGAAAUAUCAAGACAUCUAAGGAAUAUGCCAGCACUACGGUCGUUCUGUCCAAGUCGAGGAACAAACACGAAAGUCGUUGAUACACUGUGCAAAUACUGUAGAGAUAUUCGACACAUAUACUUCGGAUAUUCCCACAAGCUGAGUAAUUCAACAUUGCAUCAGAUUCUUAAAAAAUUUCCCCAUAUAGAGAAGCUCGUUAUCCCUCUCCCCAAAGAAACAGAUCAAUUACAUUUUGCAGAUCUAGUUGCACAGCUUAAAAAAUUAACAACAUUAAGUUUUACCAGCCACUGUGUUUCCACAGUUGCAAAUGGAGUACUCAGAGCAAUUGCUGAUGGAUGUCCAUCUCUACAAUGCGUAGAUAUGGGAUUCAGUAAAUCCCAAACUAAAGACAUUGAAUACUUUCUGGAGAAAAGGGGGCAACAGCUUUCAUCUUUCUCUGUUAGAAGCUACAUAUCAACUGUAGCCCACAGGCUCUUAACAGAAUGUGCAAAUUUGGAAUCUCUCACUUAUCACAAUUUAAAUGCAGAUCUGCCAGAUACAUACAUACAAUCUCUCUCGAAAAUGUCAGAAAUGCGCGAGUUGGUACUUAGGUAUUUUAGAGAAGGUCAAACACGAAAUGUAUCCAGUAUAUUUAAGAAUCAGUCAAUGUCUAAAUUAAUUACUUUAUACUUAUAUGACUCUGAUGAUUUUGAUGGUUCAUCAUUAGCUGUGAUUUUGACAAACUGCCCUCAACUACAAAGACUUACUGUUCAUGAGUGUGGACUUACAGAUGAUGGUUUCCAGUAUACUCGUACCUGGAAGAAUCUACAAUAUCUUGAUAUUGCUCGUUGUUUAUUAAUAACAGACAAAAGCAUGGAAUAUGUUGGUGCUGGAUGUCCAAACCUCAGUCAUCUUCGUGUUGCAGAUUGCUACAAGCUGACAAACAAAGGCACUGAAUAUGUUUGCUCAGGCUGUCAGAAACUCAAGUACCUUAGUAUUCAAAAUUAUCCUGCAAUUACAGAUGAUGUGAUGGAACACAUAUUCAAAUGCAAACAGCUGGAGGUUCUUGAACUUUCACACACUUCUCAUCUAUUAGGAAUUAAUUUUCAUCUGAUUCCAUCCACUCUUGUCCAUUUGACAGAACUCCAUGUUCAUGGUUGCAGUUCAUUAGAUAAGAAAUGUAUGGACAAACUUAAAGAAGAAAUGCCACAUCUGUUAAUUGCAGGAAUUUAUACCAGAAAUGAGGAAACUGAUGUUAACCUAGGCGAUGCAAAGUUCUUCAUUUCUCAGUUUCUGUGA